Rhodamnia argentea is the source of this 752-nucleotide messenger RNA. RefSeq lists its product as uncharacterized. The record is from RefSeq and is a predicted model, not a curated record. Bases 176 to 391 code for a protein of 71 amino acids. Lineage: Eukaryota; Viridiplantae; Streptophyta; Magnoliopsida; Myrtales; Myrtaceae. The transcript is spliced from 5 exons.
ACGAAGCAAAUUUUUAAGCGCAUUCAUCAGCAUCACUUUGGCCUUCUUCUCGACGAUUCCAACGUCCUGAAUCACCUGCCGCAGCUUCGCCGUCCGCCAUCUUUCUUCUCAAUUCAAGCAGGUGUUGUGUUUGCCAUCUGCUUUGAAAAACUCUGAGGAGAUUAAACACAAGACAAUGGCAGGAGGAAACUUUAUGCACAGAGUUAUCUCGUAUGUUGCGAAUGAGAUCAUUGUGAACGGCCUGGCUAAUAGCCCUGGUUUUCAAAGAUUUGCAGUGAGGACAUCAAAGAGAUUGGAGGAGGUGUCUAAUAUGGCUGCACAAAAAAAACGGGAGAUUGCAGACAAGGUGAAGGAUAUAUCUGAGGAAUUAGAGUCACGGAGAAACCACUAAAGGGUUCGUGAAGUGAGAAACUCAUUGGCAUGGAGCGCUGCAUGGAUGCCUUCAUCUCCUCCCUCUCUGAAUAUUUAGAAUAAGAUGCUUGAUGUGGAUUUAGAUGAACUUAUAUUUUUUAUAGAUAUCGAAUCUAGAGCCACAUUGUGGCCUAAGUAUUUGACGAUUGCAGUCCUUUUUUCUUACUCUUUUAACCAGAAUUGUUUAGCAGUCGGUUUUGCAGUCACAAAAGGUCAUGACUCUGAUCAUAGAGAACUGCAUUUUGACCUCGUUUGUACCCAGUUAAUAAUUCAACAAUGGCUUGGUGGAUCAAAUGUGUUAUCUAAUGUUAUAUCUAUUAUUGAUGUCAGUACAUUGUGAA